Molecule: messenger RNA, 10104 nt
Organism: Bombina bombina (fire-bellied toad)
Lineage: Eukaryota; Metazoa; Chordata; Amphibia; Anura; Bombinatoridae
Gene: NFS1
Product: NFS1 cysteine desulfurase
Exons: 13
Coding region: 46-1380 (444 amino acids)
Biological process (GO): [2Fe-2S] cluster assembly
Cellular component (GO): nucleus; mitochondrion; cytosol
Molecular function (GO): pyridoxal phosphate binding; cysteine desulfurase activity
Source: RefSeq, a predicted model, not a curated record
CCCUAUCUCCCGUUACACAACUCCGUCAGUUCAGUAGCUGUCAGCAUGCUGUGCAGGGCCGCACUCAGAAGCUUGUUGGCUGCGGGUAGUUGUGGAAAUGGCCCGGGCGUCAGGGCCUGUUAUGGAGACUGGAAAGGGAGCGUUAUUCAGAAGCUGCCAGAAGAUUCAGAUCUUAGACCUUUGUAUAUGGAUAUUCAGGCGACAACACCAAUGGAUCCCAGAGUCCUGGAUUGCAUGUUGCCGUAUAUGGUUAACUUCUAUGGAAACCCUCACUCAAGGACUCAUGCAUACGGAUGGGAGACAGAGAAGGCAGUAGAAAAAGCCAGAGAACAAGUCGCUUCACUGGUAGGGGCAGAUCCCAGGGAGAUCAUCUUCACUAGUGGUGCCACAGAAUCCAACAACCUUGCACUGAAGGGAGUUGCCAGAUUCUACAAGUCACGGAAGAAACACAUCAUCACUACACAGACUGAACAUAAGUGUGUCUUGGAUUCCUGCCGGUCCUUAGAAGGAGAAGGAUUUGAGGUUACCUAUCUUCCUGUGCAGAAGAAUGGGCUGGUGGAUUUAGAGGUUCUUGAAAAAGCCAUACGCCCAGACACGAGCCUGGUCUCUGUGAUGGCCGUGAACAACGAAAUUGGAGUUUGUCAGCCCAUAGAAGAUAUAGGAAGGAUAUGCAGCUCGCGAAAGAUUUUCUUUCACACAGACGCUGCACAGGCUGUGGGUAAAAUUCCUAUUAAUGUGAAUCAAAUGAAGAUAGAUCUUAUGAGUAUAAGUGGACAUAAAAUCUAUGGACCCAAAGGAAUUGGAGUAAUUUACGUCCGUCGGCGUCCCAGAGUCCGCCUGGAGGCCUUAAUAAGUGGUGGGGGACAAGAGAGAGGUCUGAGAUCCGGAACUGUUCCAGCUCCUCUUACUGUAGGCAUUGGAGCUGCCUGCGAAGUGGCUGAGGAAGAGCUAUUGUAUGAUCACAGGAGAAUCAGCAUUCUUGCAGACAGACUAGUAAAGAAUAUAAUGAACAAACUUCCAGAUGUUGUUUUAAAUGGAGACCCUAAGCAUCGAUAUCCAGGUUGUGUUAACUUAUCCUUCGCUUAUGUUGAGGGAGAAAGUUUAUUGAUGGCUCUGAAAGAUGUUGCACUCUCAUCUGGAAGCGCGUGCACGUCCGCAUCGCUAGAACCAUCCUAUGUGUUGAGAGCUAUCGGAGCAGAUGAGGAUUUGGCUCAUUCAUCAAUUAGAUUUGGAAUUGGAAGAUUCACGACAGAGGAAGAAGUUGAUUACACUGUUACGAAAUGUAUUCAAGAAGUAAAACGACUUCGUGACAUGAGCCCACUGUGGGAGUUGGUACAGGACGGUGUUGACUUGAAGACCAUACAGUGGACCCAGCAUUGAUCAGUGAAGUGACCCUACACUGCAUUAGUGGCAUUUAGAGGAAAUGUCCUCCUUGCAAUUCCAUGGCUUCUGUUACAAUACAGCUGUUAACUUGUCUUUUAGUAGAAGGGCUUCAUAACCUAAACACGUUUUCUUCUGGUUUACAAUACUUUGUGUUAAGCAGGUUUUUUUUAGCAAUAGUGCUAGGUUAUCUGAGUAAGCUCUUCUAUCAAACAAUUCUCUCUUACUCUCUUUAAUGGUAAAUAAGUUGAGAAAGAACACUAUGUAUUGGCGCACAGGGUACUGUUAAGGGAUUUGGAUUUUUUUUUUAUCUGGAUCACUUCUAAAAUGAAAAUGGUUUUAGCCAGAAGGUUGAAAUUCCCUAAACCAAAAAAAACAAAAAAACUGAAAUGAUUAAAUUAUAUAAUUUACUUAAUAUCCCUUUAGUGUCUGUUGUAUUAAAGGGACAUCCACAUGAAAGUAUUCUAUUUAAAAAUAAAAAAAAAAUGUAUGCAAAAGGUAAAAUUCUAUGCAAUAGACUGGUCAGUGGAUAAGGACAGCAAACGUUUAGAAAAAUCUUUAAAAACAAACUUGCCAAAAAAACUGUAAACAUUAUUUGAUUAUUUUUGAGCUGUGUAAGUAUAAGUUAGGGCAUAUGUACAUCUUGAGUUUUUUUUUUUUUAAGAAUGCAUCAUUUUUUCCCUAUCUUGCCAUAUUUAUAUGCAAGAAGUGGUUGAUAAUAUUGAGGUUUUAAGACCGGUAAUUUAAUCUGUAUUGUCUCUUAAUUUCAGAUGCCCAGUUCUUUAACAGAAAACCUACCUUAACUUGAUUGACCAAUAUAUGUGUUUUAUUUAAAGGGGCAUCAUACUCCUAUGCUAAAUCACUUGAAAGUGAUGCAGCAUAACUGUAAAAAGCUAACCUGAAAAUAUCACCUGAACAUUUCUUUGUAAAAAGGGAAGUUAUUUUACCUUAAAAUUUCUUCAGUUCACCAGAGUAAGUGAUCUGUGAACUGUCAGAGUUGCUGUAAACCUGUAAGUUGAAGAGAAAAAAAAACACCAUAGCCAAUCAACAUCAGCAAUGAUGAGGUCUUUCAUUGCUUUGAUCUCAUGAGAUUUCACUUAAACUUCCUUAAACUGAAUAGGAAAAUAACAUGACAGUGCCUGCACAUCCCAGGUGCACACUCCCUUGGAAGUCCUGGGACUAAAGUCUCUUUACAGUUGGGUGUGAAUACGUAGGACAUGUAAAGUAAAUAGCUUCCUUUCUUACCUAGAGAUGUUCAGGUGAUAUUUUCAGCUUUUUACAGCUAUGCUGCAUCACUUUCAAGUGCUUCAGCAUUUGUGUAUCAUGUCCCUUUAACUUUCUAGUGCAUUUUCAAGCAGUUGUUUUCUCACAAACAAAAACAAAAAAAGUGCUUAUAACAGUGGGUAAUGGCUUCUAAACCAAAUCAUUCUUCUGAUGUAUAGCAUUUUUUCAGCUCAAUUUAUUAUGCUAAAAUACAGCAUGGAACACUUUGUAUAUCAUUUCCUUCCUAAGAUAGGGAGAAUCCAUGGCUUCAUUCCUUACUGUUGGGAAAUACAACACCGGGCACCAGGAGGAGGCAAAGACACCCCAGCCAAAGCCCCAAAUAUCCCUCCCACUUCCUCAUUACCCUAGUCAUUCUUUGCCUUUCGUCACGAUAGGAGAUGGCAGAGAAGUGGCAGAAGAUUCAGAGAGUGCUGAAAAAAGGGUAUCUGCCCUUCGAGAUUGAUAGGACUGGAGUUUUAAGUAGUCAUGUCAACCUUUCAGUGAGAGUAUUGAUGAAAGUUAGAGUCUGGAGAUGCAGGGAACUUUUUCUGCAAAACAAUCCAGACUACUGCUAACAGCUCCUAAGCAAUCAGUGUUGACGAGUUUCACUGCCUGCUUUCUCUCACUCAAGUCCAUGUCAGGAGCGCUGCAAUAAGACUGUCACAUUUGAGAGGCUGUGUUCUGUUCCACAGCAUGGAUCCUGGAGGUAAGAUUGUUUCAAUUUUUUACACAAAAAAUUCUAUAGCAGGGUCAAAGUGUGGCUCCUUUAUACUUUGAUAGGAUCCAGGGUUAAUAUCCUCUGAGGGGGAUUUAUUGAACAGUUGGGGUUAAUUAAUCAGUGUAUUAAUUAAUCAGUGUAUUAAUUAUUUAAGUGCUGCUUUGUGUGAUUUUAUUUUCUGGGCUCAUAGACUGUGUGUUUUGGCUGGAACAAACAGGUUUCACUUUCGUUUUUGAAAGUGUUGCACAGCUCCUAUUAACUUGCUGUACUUUACGUAGCAUGUGGUCUAUGUUCAUUUCCUCCAUUCCGGGUGAGACUUCAACCUGAGGAGAGGGUUUCCUCUGUUAACUGUCUGGGUCUAGGAGGUGGUGAGUGCCCCAGCCAUUGGGAGUAUAUAAAAAAAAGUUUUUAUUUGUGUCCUUCUGUGGGUAUCACCUGAGCUAUUGAGGACUCUGACAUGUUAGAAGGUACUUCUUCUGAACUAAAUCAUACCUGUUUAUAUUGUGAAUAGGCCGUGGUUUUCCCAUCCACUCAAUUAUGUUCCAUAUGCCUUAACGUUAUAAAGUCUAAGAAGGUAGACAAGCCUGCUAAGGCUCUUAGUCCCUCUGAGCCGUCUACUCGGCGUCCCAUGAGAUUUCUACCUUUGCUAUAUUAUCCACUCCACAUGCAGUUCCCCGUAGCACUUCUAAUCCUCCAUCCGGAGGGGGCCUUCUGCUGAUUUUGCCGCACAGUUACAAAUGGCAGUGUCUGCGGCCCUCAGUACAGUACCUCGCUCUAACAAACGCAAGAGAAAGGUUAAACAUAGCUGUCCUGACCCAGAGUCAUCUAAAUAUUUGUCGGAUUUAGCUAUUAUGUCCCAGUUAUCCAAUGAGUUAACCUCUGUAGCUUCCUUCCUGUGUUGGUUAAAAUGGCAAACAUUUUUAACAAUGAAUGGGAAAGAGUUGUAUCUUCCUUUUCCCCCUUUUUUUUAUUUUUUUUUUUAAAAGUUGUUCCUGGUCCCGAACUCUCAACUGGAUUUGUGGGGCCCCACUCCUAAGGUAGAUGGUGCUAUCUCUACGCUUGCUAAACGUACUACUAUACCUUUUGAGGAUAGUUCUUUGUUCAGAGAGCCGAUGGAUAAGAAAAUGGAAACCUUUCUGAGAAAGAUGUUUCAACAUACAGGAUUUUUAUUUCAACCUGAGGCUGCAGUUGCCAUGGUUGCCGGAGCAGCUACAUACUGGUGCGACUCUUUGUCGGAACUCAUUGAGGUGGAGUCUCCCCUCAAGGAUAUUUAAGACAGAAUUAAAGCUCUGAGAAUUGCUAAUUCUUUUAUCUGUGAUGCGAACAUGCAAACUAUUUGCCUAAAUGCAAAGGCCUCUGGCUUUGGGGUCCUAGCCCGCCAGGCACUCUGGUUGAAGUCUUGGUCUGCGGAUAUGACUUCUAAGUCCUGACUCCUUUCUCUUCCCUUCAAGGGAAAGAUUUUAUUUGGUCCAGACCUGGACUCCAUUAUUUCUACAGUUACCGGAGGCAAGGGUGCCUUCCUAACACAAGAUAAGAAGAACAAGGGUCGACAAUCUUAUAAUUUUCGGUCUGACAAAUACCAACGACAUCAAUCCUCUUCCAAGCCUGAGCAACCCAAGAGUACUCAGUUCUGGAAUAAAUCCAAGUAGAAUAAGAAACCCGCCGUAAACAAAUCGGCAUGAAAGGGCAACCCCCGAUCCGGAUCGUGUAGGAGGCAGACUGUCUCUUUUUUCAGACGCUUGGUUCAGGGACGUACAGGAUCCGUGGGUCCUGAAGGUGGUACUCAGGGAUACAAGAUAGGCUUCAAAUCUCAUCCGCCCAGGGGCAGAUUCCUUCUCUCGAACCUGUCUACAGACCAGAAAUAAAAAGAUGCCUUUCUAGGGUGCGUUCGGGACCUAUCCUUCUUAGGAGGAAUUUUCUCAGUGCCUAUCCGAAGAAAGAGGUUUGGGGUUUUAUUCAAACCUUUUCGUGGUCCCAAAGAAGGAGGGAACUUUCCGCCCAAUUCUGGACCUAAAGUGGUUAAACAAAUUUCUCAGUGUCCCUUUCUUCAAGAUGGAGACAAUUAAGGUCCAUCCUUCCUUUUAGUGAAGGAAGGCCAGUUUAUGACCACUAUAGAUCUGAAGCACGCUUACCUUCAUGUUCCAAUCCACAGGGAACACUUUCAGUUCCUGAGGUUUCCAUUCCUGGACCAGCACUUCCAGUUCAUUGCCCUUCUGUUUGGCCUAGCUACUGCUCCAAGAAUCCUUACAAAGGUUCUGGAGGCUUUUCUAGCUGUUGCCAGAACUCAGGUUAUUACAUUUGCCCUAUACUUGGACGAUAUUCUGGUGCAAGCACCAUCUUGUCGUCUUACGGAAGAAUACUCGGAGUCCCAUCUCAGUCUUCUUCGAUCACAUGGAUGGAAGAUAAACUUGGAAAAGAGUUCUCUUAUCCCAAGUACCAGGGUGGAAUUCCUGGGUACUAUAAUAUACUCCAUAUCCAUGAGGAUAUUUCUAACAGACCAGAAGCGUUGCAAGCUAACUUCGUCAUGUCUUGCCCUCCGGGCUUCUUUGAGUCCCUCUGUGGCUCAGUGUAUUGAGGUGAUUGGUCUCAUGGUGUCCUGCAUGGACAUCAUUCCUUUUGCCAGGUUUUGUCUCAGACCUUUACAACUGUGCAUGUUGAGACAGUGGAACGGCGAUCAUUCUGAUCUGUCUCUACAGAUUGUAUUAGACAGCCAGUCGAGAGAAUUGCUCUCUCUUGGUGGUUCUGUCCCGAUCAUCUGUCCCGAGGGACGUGCUUCUUAAGACCAUCCUGGGAGAUUGUGACUAUGGACACAAACCUAUCCGGAUGGGGAGCGGUUUGGGGACACGAUAAAUUUUGGAACUACGGGUAAUCUUCAAUGCCUUGAAGGCUUGGCCACUUCUAGGUUUGUCCCAGUUUAUCAGAUUCCAAUCGGACUAUAUAUCCUCGGUGGCUUACAUCAACCAUCUGGGGGGAACGAGAAGUUCAUUGGCAAUGAAGGAAGUAUCUCAGAUUCUGGAGUGGGCGGAGGCCCGCAGCUGUUCGCUGUCAGCGAUCCACACUUUCCGGGUGUGGACAACUGGGAGGUGGAUUUUCUCCCAGGCAAUCCUUCCACCCAGGGGAAUGGUCUCUCCAUUUUAAGGUGUUUGCAGAGAUAUGCAGCAAGUGGGGGACACCAGAGAUAGAUCUCAUGGCAUCCCAUCUCAAUACCAAGCUACCCUUGUACGGUUCAAGGUUGAGGGAUCCCCAAGCGGAUAUAAUAGAUGCACUAGCAGUGCCCUGGAGGUUCAAACUGAUAUAUCUUUUUCCUCCAUUUUCUUCUUCGAGUGGUGGCCCGAAUCAAGCAGGAGCGGGUAUCCGUAAUCCCGAUUGCUCCAUCGUGGCCGUGAAUGACGUGGUUCGCAGAUCUAGUGGGGAUGUCCUCAUCUUCUCCGUGGAAAAUACCUUGUCGCAGAGACCUGCUGUUACAAGGUCCAUUUGUUCAUCAAAAUCUAGAUUCUCUAGAGACUGACUGCGUGGAGUCUUAACAAAGAGAGGUUUCUCUGAGAGUGUCAUUGAUACUCCUAUUCAUGCUCGUAAACCAGUGACUCGGUGUAUCUACCACAAAGGGUGGAGGACCUACUUAUUCUGGUGUGAAGAGCGUGGUUUUUCCUGGCACAGAGUUAAGGUUGCCAGAAUCUUAUCUUUUCUCCAGGAUGGACUAGAGAAGGGCCUUUUUGGCCAAAUUUUGGCCCUGUCUGUUUUUUUUUUUGCACAAGAUACUGGCUGAGCUUCCAAACGUGCAGUCCUUUAAGGCUCUGAUUAGGAUCAGACCUGUGUUUAGAUCUUGGGCUCCUCAUUGGAGCCUAAAUCUUGUUCUUCGUGUUUUGCAAUAGGCUCCGUUUGAGCCUCUGCAUUCUGUUGACAUUAAAUUGUUAUCUUGGAAGCUUCUCUUUUUAAUGAUUAUUGCCUCUGCGUGCAGAGUUUCUAAGAUCUCUGCUUUGCGAUGUGAGUUCCCUUAUCUGCUUUUUCAUGCAGAUUAGGCAGUUUUUCGUACUAAAUUAGGUUUUCUUCCUAGAGAUUGUGGUACCUUCCUUGUGUCCUAGUUCUUCUUCAGUAAAGGAACGUUUACUUCACCAUUUGGAUGUGGUUUGCGCCUUGAAGUUCUUUCUUCAAGCUACUAAGGAGUUUAGCCAAUCUUCCUCUUUGUUUGUUGUCUAUUCGGGGAAGCAUGAGGAGCAGAAGGCUACUUCGACUUCCCUAUCUUUUUGGUUAAGGAGUGUCAUGCACUUAGCUUACGAGACAGUGGGACAUUAUCCUCCUGUGAGGAUAACGGCUCAUUCCACUAGAACAGUGGCUUCCUCUUGGGCUUUUAAGAACGAGGCCUCUAUGGAUCAGAUUUGUAAGGCGGCUACCUGGUCCUCCUUACAUAAUUUUUUCAAAUUUUUACUAGUUUGAUGUCUUUGCUUCGGCUGAAGCAGCUUUCGGGAGAUAAGUUUUGCAGGCUGUGGUGCCAUCAGAAUAGGGUCCGCCUCUUCCUCUUUGUUCCCUCCAGUUAUUCAUUCAGUGUCCUCUGGAGCUUGGGUAUAGUUUUCCCAACAGUAAGGAAUGAAGCCGUGGACUCUCCCUAUCUUAGGAAGGAAAACAUAAUUUAUGCUUACCAGAUAAAUACCUUUCCUUCCGGAUAGAGAGAGUCCACGGCCCCUGCACGUUUUUUCUUGUCUAAGGAGACCUCCUAUUAUUUAUCUUAUUCUUCUGGCAACAUUUAUACCCUGAUAUUUCUCCUACUUUUCCUCGUUCCCUUGGCAGAAUGAUUGUGGUAAUGAGGAAGUGGGAGGGAUAUUUGGGCCUUUGGCUGGGGUGUCUGCCUCCUCCUGGUGGCCGGGUAUUGUAUUUCUGAACAGUAAGGAAUGAAGCUGUGGACUCUCCCUAUCUGGAAGGAAAGGAAUUUAUCUGGUAGGCAUAAAUCUAGUGCAGUCAGCUGCAUCUAGGUUGAAAACAAAUUUGUCUUUGGUACCACAAAAUAUCAUACAUAAUACACACAAUUGAUUGUACAGUUUUUUUCUAGCCUAUGUAUAAUAAUUUUUAAACAAACUAAGAUAUUGGUCUUGUAUAGGACAAAUUACUUGCCAUCACCACUUAAAGGGACAUUAAGCUUCUGAGUACAACUACAGCAGCUGGACUACUAUUCACCAUGCUAUAUGUUAUCCUCCUGUACCUGCAUCUCUCUUUAAAGAUGUUCUCUUAUUUUAACCCCUUAUAGAAGCCAGUUGAUAAAGCUCUGCAUCUUUAUAGUGGGCACUGCCAUCUUGGUAGGCUAGUAAUAUUGCAUUCUGUGGCAUAAGCAGUGCACUUUUAUGGAUCAGUGACAACAUUGCUGGCUUUUUGACAGUAUUACCUUGCACUUUGGGUUAGCUCGUACAAUAGGAAGCAGAAGCUUUACAUUUUUUGCAGUUCAUUUUACAUGCUUAAAAGUUGCACAACAAAUAUCGGUGUUCUCCACAGAAGCUUUUGCUAACCGUUUAGCAUUAUGAAGUAGCUGGGUGGGGGCAGUGUAAUACUUUGCAAUAUUAUAACAUUUGCUGUUAUUUCUUAAUGUCACUCAAGCUAUAAAAAUAACAGAUUAAUUGCAUAAUUUAACAAAAAAUAAUAAAUUAAUUAUAAUUUGUGCAACACACAUUUAAAUAAUUUAAUAUUUUAGUCUAAAGGGACAUGAAACCCAAAUUUUUCUUUCAUUAUUUAGAGCAUACAGUUUUAAGCAACUUUCUAAUUUACUUAUAUUAUCUAAUUUGCUUCAUUCUCUUAGUAUCUUUUGUUUAAGAAGCAAUGCACUACUAGGAGCUAGCUGAACGCAUUGGGGGCGCCAAUAAAAUGAGGGAUAUAAGUGCAGCCACCAAUGAGCAGCUCCAGAGCCUACCUAGGUAUCCCUCAACAAAGAGAAAACAGAUAAUAGAAGUAAAUUGGAAAGUUGUUUAAAAUCACAAGCUCUGUCUAAAUUAUGAAUGAAAACAUUUGGGUUUCAUAUCCCUUUAAAGGGACAUUCUAGCUUAAAUUUUUUUUUUUUUUUUUAUAGAAGUUACAAAUUAAUUUUCAAUGAGAUAUAUAUAUAUAUAUAUAUAUAUAUCAAAUUAGUGAAACAUAAAAUAAUGUUUUCAACUAAAUGCCUUUUUCAAGUCCUCAAUAGAUUUUUUUAAAACGCCCUUCAUGAAAAACCUCAUUUUUAGUCUUUUGUAUGCUGUUGUUGUAUGUAAAUUAGAUACUAUAAACCCGAGUGUGCGUGCUUGUUAAUGUGUUUUAGCUAUAGUUUUUCUUCAUUUCAAUUGCGCUCUAUACCAGGAAGUGCUACAUAGUUUAGUUCUUCACCGAUCUCAGAUGCUUGAUUUAUGCAUACAUAAAUGUUAAAUCUGUGAUAAAUUGAGCUGCGUGUGUGAUUUUGUGUUUAGGUUUGUGAGAGAAGAGCUGUUGCUAUAUUAUUUGCUUACUUCCACGGAGCUCUCCCUGCGAGUGAAGGGACAGCCUCUGUAUACAAAAGUGGUAUAUGUCUGUUAGGGACUGUAUGCGCUGAGAGUUAUCUAUUGGCUCAGUGCAAAAAUUGAAAAAUAAAAAAUGUGAGGUGGAAAGUAUUGUUUUUUUACGCUAUCAAUAUCCAUACAAAAUCUGAGUAAUAAAAAUAUAGUGAGAGAAAAAUCUGAAUUAUAAAAAAGUAAUAUAGUAAUACUUUUUAUGAAGAUUUAUGUCCCCAAAUAAAUAUAUAAUAUUUCAAACAA